AUGAAUGAAUGGAAGCUGAGCGAUAAACAAAGUAACACACUCCGCUCCUGCCGCUGCUUGGAAACAGAGAUCAAAGAAGUGAAAGUGAAGGAGUUGCCCGGUGUGUCCCGAGCCGGGGGUGUCCGGGCAGGGCCAUCCCGCCCCACUGAGCGCACACCGGGGGCUGUGUGCCCUGCUGGCUCCCCGGUACAGCAGGGACACGGCAAUGGAGAGGGCUCUGGGGCAGCGCUGGGGAGAAGGGGCUGGGAGCUGGGCCUGUUUAUUCCGGACAAGACCGAGAGGGAUCCAUCAGUGCAUGUAAACAUCUCAGAUGGGUGCCAGGAGGAGGUGCCAGACCCGUCAGUGGUGCCCAGCGAGAUUGGAAUGGGACUAACAGGCUUUGGAGUGUUUUUCCUCUUCUUUGGAAUGAUACUCUUCUUUGACAAAGCUCUUUUGGCUAUUGGAAAUGUUUUAUUUGUGGCUGGCUUGUCUUUUGUUAUCGGUUUAGAAAGAACGUUCAGAUUCUUCUUUCAAAAACACAAAAUGAAAGCAACGGGCUUCUUCCUGGGUGGUGUGCUCAUAGUUCUCAUUGGCUGGCCUUUAAUAGGAAUGAUCCUGGAAAUCUAUGGGUUCUUCCUAUUGUUCAGGGGGUUCUUUCCUGUGGUGGUUGGCUUUAUUAGAAGAGUUCCAGUUCUUGGCUAUCUCUUGAAUUUACCUGGUAUAAGCUCGCUUGUAGAUAAAGUUGGAGAAAGCAACAACAUGGUAUAAUGACAAGAGGGUGGAAGACUGAUCUAAACUUUUACUGUAUUAUUUAUAAAAUCCCUUUGAAGAAUACUCAGCACAAAGAUUAAGUUGUGUACAAAGGAAAAAGCUUGUUACAUUCUUUACAUAACAGUUUAAUUUAAAAUGUAUAGUCAACAAUAUACAUUAGAAAAGAAGCUCAGCAAGUAUGCUUCUAGGAAAGUAACUCCAGAAUUCGGGAAGUAAACUGAAGAGGGAAAAGUCAUGGAAUAAUCCCUGUUACAACUGUUCAAGACUAUUUCUGUUGGUUUUGGAAAACAUGCUAGAGGCAAUGAACCCUUGUGGAAUUAACGGUGCCUGUUCUUUACCUCCUUAUUUUGAAGGUGCAGUAGAGCAAACAGGCCUACAUUUUUAAGGGUGACCCAAACGUACCCAACCCUCUGCUUGCUAUCCUCAGAGUGCAAAAAAUCAAACAGGAAACUUCUUGUGUAACAAGAGAUGCAUCUUUGCAUGAAGGUUAAGAUGACUAUUCAUCUAUAAGUGUAUUAUGACAAUAAAAAGGAAACCCUACACAGUUCUGUUGUAAACAUUUUUGUAAAUAUGUGGCUGAAAUACAGCAUUGUUAUCUUAAUGUUUCAAAGACAAAUGUUAGUCGAUUGUAUUUGCCUUCCGUUUCGGAAUAUGCAAAAGGUCAAUCUUUAAUAACUUUGGUCUUAAAUGUUGGUUCUGAACAUGCAGAGCUCAGUGGGGAACUCUGGAAGCUGACUUGCAGGCCUUCCAGGUUGCUCUCCUUGAGCCAUGUUCCAUGUGCAUCCUGAUGAGAAUGUAGCCCCUUGUCACUAACGUGAAAACUCUGUGAAAUACGCUUAGUUCACAAGAAACUGCAUUAGGCUGAGGUGCUGAUGUGAACGCUGUGACAUGUAACUUACCAGAAUUUGGAGCUUUGUUUUUAAACUGUUUCCAACUAAGCUUUCUUUGUUUACUCUGGAACUACGAAUUGACUUUUAUUUUUUAUGGUAAUAAAAUGGAAACUUAAAGUUCUGUGUACGUGAGUCUCUGGGGAGAAAACUGCUGGGGCUGACUACAGAUCAAGUGCCAAUCUCCAGGUGUUUGUAACUUGUUGCUGGGUUAUCUGGUUAUCUUCAGACAACUCCUGGUUACAGCAGCAGCUUUGUUGUUGUUACUGAGGAUUCUUGGCUAACCUGGGAUAAAUGUCCCCUCCUAAUGCACGGGUCACAUUUCUGCUCCUGUUGGAAUGUUAAAUGUUGUGCACUUGCAAUGGUCUCAGUUCCGGUGUCCUCACCUAACAAACCCUGCUUGUUCAGUGAAUUGUGGUUGUGCAGGCAGGGGGGUUUCUGUUGUGUUGCAUUUUCUUUUCCCUUUCAUGUAAUCCUGAAACAAUUACCCAAUGUAGUAUUAAAGGUAGCUAUGUAGCCUAAAGGUCUAAUGACUGGGUUUGGUUUUUUUUUUAAUAUUAUGCAGUUUAAAUUGGAAUUUUCUAAUGUAAGUUUUAAGUUUAAAAAAUCCUUGUAUACCAACUGUUUUGAAAGUUGCUCUGAAGUUUAUUUGUAUAAAACGAAGGUUUUUUCAUUGUAUAAAUAGCCACAAUCUACUGCUAUCAAUGUUUAAUUUGCUUCCUUCUAAAACAGGCACCAAAAAAUGAUCCAGGAAAAAAAAAACUCACCUGUUAUUUUGCAAUUAAUAACAACUGAAAAAUCAGUGGGUUUAUUUUAUAAAUAGCUAUAUUUGCUUGAUGGCAUGUGCAUUACAGUUUAGAGACAGGAGUAAAUACUAUUUGUUGGCUCUACCUCAAGAGAUAAACCAUUUUAGAUAACCCAAUUUUAACUGCUCCUAUAGCUUUGCUGUGUGUUACAAUGACUAGAGAAUAACACUCCAGCAGCUUGGCCAACUCAUCCUGUUUGCUGUGGUAGGGCACUGGGCUGUGCUGUGGGAAAUGCUGUCUAAAGCAGACAGUGUUCACCUUUUAAAUCAGCUGCCUGAACGUUUUUGUGCUUGUCUUGAAAAAUGAUGUGAUGGAAAAGGUGGAUUGCACCACAUGACUGUGGCUCUCUGGCUGCAGUAACUGUCUUGGUAAGCUGAAGUACCUUCAUCACAAUAAAUGAUGAUGAUGAUGUCUUUUGGAGGUGGUGCAUGUGUGGCUGUGGAUGAUCUCAGCAUCUCUGAGAAGCUGGGGUGUAGGCAGGUCAUCUCAUUUAUACUUAAUUCAUUGUUUUCAAUCAAAAGUCAAUUUUUUGUCACAUGUCAACUGUUGUGGAAAGCAUCUGAGGGAACAGAAUUGUGUGUUGAAUUUAGCAUAGUCUAUCCCUCAAGGUAAUGUUUUUGAGACGGUUUUGCCAAGAUAAAUGUGGGUGGCAGCAAAGGUCAAAACAACUUAGCCUUAAAGUGUUUCUGUCCUUGUAAAAAUAUCUCAAACAGAAACAUGCUUGGAAUGUUUCCCCUUUUAAAUGUAAUUUAUAAUUGCUGCUUUAAAACUCAUAAGGAUGGAUCUUAUUCUGAGCAGAUGAAUACUGUAAAUAUCCUUGUCAUACCUUGAAUAAAUGGGAACCUUUUUCUAUAA
Passer montanus (Eurasian tree sparrow) is the source of this 3298-nucleotide messenger RNA. It is a transcript of the gene GOLT1B, whose product is annotated as golgi transport 1B. The transcript is spliced from 6 exons. Gene Ontology annotation, biological process: endoplasmic reticulum to Golgi vesicle-mediated transport; retrograde transport, endosome to Golgi. The record is from RefSeq and is a predicted model, not a curated record. NCBI's taxonomy places the organism in Eukaryota, Metazoa, Chordata, Aves, Passeriformes, Passeridae. The coding region runs from base 1 to 747 and encodes 248 amino acids. Gene Ontology annotation, cellular component: endoplasmic reticulum; membrane.